Capsicum annuum is the source of this 586-nucleotide messenger RNA. Its product is annotated as subtilisin inhibitor. The transcript is spliced from 2 exons. The record is from RefSeq and is a predicted model, not a curated record. Gene Ontology annotation, biological process: response to wounding. Gene Ontology annotation, molecular function: serine-type endopeptidase inhibitor activity. NCBI's taxonomy places the organism in Eukaryota, Viridiplantae, Streptophyta, Magnoliopsida, Solanales, Solanaceae. Bases 160 to 447 code for a protein of 95 amino acids.
UUGAUAUUAUUAUUAAUGAACUUCCCUUAUUUAUUCACAAUUAUUGUAACCAAUAAAUAGAAUAGAUGAAAUCAAGAUAUCAAAGGCUAAGGACAAAGAUAAAUACUCUCUUUGCUUUUGAAAUACAAGACCAUCUUGGUAGUUUCUGUUAUCUGAACCAUGUCAGAGGAUCCAAAGAAGCUCCCUGAUGAACUUUCUAAAGAAUCAUCAUCAGCCCCGUCACCCAUUCUUGAUUGGAGUAGCCAACCAGCUGGGAAAGCGUCGUGGCCAGAAUUACUAGGAGUGACAGCAGAAGAAGCAGAGAAAAAGAUAAAGGAGGAGAAGCCAGAACUGAAGAUAGAUAUAGUUCCACCUAAAUCAAUGGUGACUAUGGAUUAUCAUUUAGACCGGGUUCGCCUCUUCCUGGAUGAAUCUGGAAAAGUUGCUCAAGUGCCUAGACUUGGCUAAUCAUAUUUCCAAAAUCAGUCUUGUUAAUAUUGAGAAUCUUUGUUUUCUCUGUGAAUUGAUGUUGCACCACUGUGUCUAAUGUUUAUGUUUAUGUCUGGUUUCUCUGUGGAUUAUGAAUAAAGGUUGGCAAUUGAAACUA